This is a messenger RNA of Diceros bicornis minor, 795 nucleotides long. RefSeq names its product histone H2A type 2-B. The transcript has a single exon. Lineage: Eukaryota; Metazoa; Chordata; Mammalia; Perissodactyla; Rhinocerotidae. Gene Ontology annotation, molecular function: structural constituent of chromatin; protein heterodimerization activity; DNA binding. The record is from RefSeq and is a predicted model, not a curated record. Gene Ontology annotation, cellular component: nucleosome. Bases 51 to 443 code for a protein of 130 amino acids.
UCCACAUCCUUCUCCUUGAAAAAGAAGCUGUAGCUGCGUUUUUAGCCGUAAUGUCAGGACGCGGAAAGCAGGGAGGCAAAGCUCGCGCCAAGGCCAAGUCUCGAUCGUCCCGCGCUGGCCUGCAGUUCCCGGUGGGGCGAGUGCACCGCUUGCUGCGCAAAGGCAACUACGCGGAGCGGGUGGGGGCCGGCGCGCCGGUGUAUCUAGCGGCGGUUCUCGAAUACCUGACCGCAGAGAUUCUGGAGCUGGCGGGGAACGCGGCCCGAGACAAUAAGAAGACGCGCAUCAUCCCUCGCCAUUUGCAACUAGCUGUGAGAAAUGACGAAGAGCUCAACAAGUUACUUGGGGGUGUCACCAUUGCCCAGGGCGGCGUCUUACCCAAUAUCCAGGCUGUCUUGUUGCCUAAGAAAACGGAGAGCCACAAGCCUGGCAAGAACAAGUAAUUAAGAGGCUUGACACCAUCCCCACUCUCCCCAAAGGCUCUUUUAAGAGCCACUAAAGUAUCAACUGAAGGGCUGAUCACGAAAUAGCGCAUUAGCUCUUUCUUUGAAAACUUGGGUGGCUCUAAAAAGAGCCUUUGAUCUUUGGUUUACUUAGUUAGGAUUUAUUUGCUUUUGGCUUUGUGGCUUUCCGUUUUCUUUGGUAACAGCACGGCCUGGAUGUUCGGCAAAACACCGCCCUGGGCGAUGGUGACUUUGCCCAAAAGCUUGUUCAGCUCUUCGUCGUUGCGGAUGGCCAACUGGAGGUGACGAGGAAUGAUACGUGUCUUCUUGUUGUCGCGGGCCGCGUUCCCCG